UUUGCUUUUUCACACAGGAAGUGUAUCGUCGUCCUCUUCCGCUGGAGCUCCGACGCCUGAUACACGAGUGUUCACUUUUUCUCUCUAUACGGGAGGCGCAGUAAACAUACUGGACCGACUGGUGACACGUAGUUGACAAAAUGAAACCCAUCCUACUCCAGGGCCAUGAGAGGUCCAUCACUCAAAUCAAGUACAACAGGGAAGGAGAUCUGCUAUUCUCUGUAGCCAAAGACACAGUCACCAACGUUUGGUACUCUGUGAACGGCGAGAGGCUUGGUACCUACAAUGGACACACAGGAGCUGUGUGGUGUGUUGACUGUGACUGGGACACUAAAAACGUAUUAACAGGAUCUGCAGAUAACAGCUGUCGACUAUGGGACUGUGAGACCGGUAAACAGCUGGCUCUACUCAACACCAAUUCUGCUGUCAGGACAUGCGGCUUUGACUUCAGCGGGAAUAUCAUCAUGUUCUCCACAGACAAACAGAUGGGUUACCAGUGCUACCUGAACUUCUUUGACCUGAGAGAUCCACAGCAGAUAGAUGACAACCAGCCGUACCUGUCCGUGCCUUGCAGUGACCACAAGAUUACUAGUGCUGUGUGGGGACCUCUGGGAGAGUUUGUCAUUGCUGGACAUGAGAAUGGAGAGAUCAAUCAGUUCAGCGCCAAGUCCGGAGAGGUCCUGAAGAAGGCCAAGGAACACUCCAGGCAGAUCAAUGACAUCCAGCCAUCAGUGGAUCUCACUAUAUUCAUCAGUGCCUCCAAGGAUAACACGGCAAAGUUGUUUGACUCCACUUCUCUGGACCACAUCAAGACAUUCAAAACAGAGAGACCUGUCAACUCUGCUGCCAUCUCCCCCAUUAUGGAUCAUGUUGUGAUGGGAGGUGGACAAGAAGCCAUGGAGGUCACCACUACCUCCACCAGGAUUGGCAAGUUUGAGGCUAGGUUCUUCCAUGCUGCCUACGAAGAGGAGUUUGGCAGGGUCAAAGGUCAUUUCGGCCCAAUCAACUGUGUGGCAUUUCACCCUGAUGGCAAGAGUUACAGCAGUGGAGGAGAAGACGGAUACGUAAGGAUUCACUACUUUGACCCACAGUACUUUGACUUUGAACUAGAGGCGUAAACAGCCAGUCCCCUCAACCCCACAGCUUCAACUAACAUCAGGCUCGGUCCAGUCUGGAAGGAGGAGUAACAGACAGUGUAUUUACGAUCAGCUCACCUCAUCUCUCGUCUUUCCAGUGAUUGAAUUUAGCGUGUUUGCUUCUCACAGAUUGCUUCAAAAUAAAGGAAGAGAGGUCAGGAGAGGUUUGUGACUGCAUCUUUGUGACAAGUGUGUUUUUUAAAGCAAUUUUUCCAACAUAAUUUGGAAACUCUUGGUAACAUCAGGAACAGCUGGAUUUCAAUUUUUGUACCCUGGAUGUGCAAAGAUUUUGCGACUGGACUUUAAAUCCCAUACUCCUGAAUCCUUAAGUGUAUUUAAUUUGAUAAGAGUUUGAAUUAUUGAUGCAUUUCUGUUUUGAAACCAUUCCACCAUAAAACUGCUUAAUGGA
Messenger RNA from Acanthochromis polyacanthus (spiny chromis), 1545 nucleotides. It is a transcript of the gene eif3i, whose product is annotated as eukaryotic translation initiation factor 3, subunit I. Gene Ontology annotation, biological process: cytoplasmic translational initiation. The coding region runs from base 141 to 1118 and encodes 325 amino acids. The record is from RefSeq and is a predicted model, not a curated record. The transcript has 11 exons. Lineage: Eukaryota; Metazoa; Chordata; Actinopteri; Pomacentridae. Gene Ontology annotation, molecular function: RNA binding; protein binding; translation initiation factor activity. Gene Ontology annotation, cellular component: cytoplasm; eukaryotic translation initiation factor 3 complex, eIF3m.